AUGGACGCCAGAUCAUACACGACAGCUGUGGCUAAUAGAGCACGAGGUGGCGGUUGUGAGUAUCCCGAAUACUACCCAAAUUGCGAAAUUCAGUUCAUGAAUUUGGCCAACAUACAUUCCAUCCGGAAAAGCUUCCACGCUUUAAGACAACUUUGCACAUAUUCUGCAGAUCAACCCAAAAUGUCUCAGCAUAACGAACACUUGUCUUGUUAUACCUAUGUAAUAAAAUUCGAUUUGGUACAGUCAGCUGGAGGUACGCGUUGGCUAUCCCACAUGUCCGGCUUGAUGAAAGCAGCAGUAACACUAGUAGCUGCAGUAGAGAGAGAUGCCAGACCUGUCUUGGUGCAUUGCUCAGAUGGUUGGGAUAGAACGCCGCAAAUUGUGGCCUUGGCUGAGCUUCUGCUUGAUCCAUACUAUCGUACUAUCGAUGGUUUUCGCAUUUUAAUCGAACGAGAAUGGUUAGCAUUUGGUCACAAAUUCGCCGACAGAUGUGGUCAUUCCUCAGGGAGUGAUGAUCAAAACGAACGAUGUCCCGUUUUUCUUGCAAUGGUAAAGUUGGUGCAGCACGUGUACUCAAACUUGUUCGGAACGUUUUUAUGCAACACACAAAGAGAAAGAUCGAAGAUUGUCUACGGCAAAACCUUUUCCAUUUGGGACUUUCUCAAUUCUCCAUGUUUUAGAAAUCACUUAUAUCCCACUAUAGGUACAAACACAUACAACAGAAGGGUAUUAUGGCCCCAAUAUAACGUUCGCGACUUAUACUUGUGGUCCGAAGUGUAUUUGGGUUCGAUCGAGGACAGUUCUAAUCCAGAAGAAAGUUCAAAUUUUUGUCCGGAAACAUGUGAUUCAUCUCCAAACUAUAUGACCAAGACGAGGUCUUACGGCGAUUUGAUCAAUGAUGGAGAAAGCUCUGCAUAUCACUAUCGUAGGUCUAGUGAUCCCAGUAUCAAGUGUGAUCCCAAAAUGGUUCUCACUUCCAAGGAAACGAAAACGAACGGCCACGACACGAUUCACCUAGACGACAGAGAUCAGCAGAAUUUUUUAUCAAACUUUCUGCUCGAUGACGGUGAUUGCAACCAGGAUUGCAUGUUUAACGGCAACAACAUUUCCACCGACGACCAAAUCGCCGAAUUAGAACAAGCCGACAGGAAAGUGCUUUAUGCGAAAGAUCAACCAGAUUUUGGCGAACCUCCUCCUUUGGUACAAGAGAUGCAUCGGAACUCAUUGGACCUAUUAAAGGAAAUCGACAAGCCUUCAGUGUCCAACGGAGUAUCGGAAGUUUGUAACGGUGUGAUAAAAGUAAAACGCGAGACUGACGAAGUCUCCAGAGACGCGCUAAAGGCGGGAGUGUUGUUAAAAGAUGAAAAGACUGGCGAUAAUGGUGAUAUAAAUCAUAAUAGUAACGGGAAUAGCGAGACUUCUUGUACAGUUAAAGACGAUAAUGAGAGAUCGGAGAGUGAUUGUGUUAUGUCCGGAGACGUUGUGGGGACUUUUUUAGACAUGGAGAGGUCCAAUGAGACCAGUACGGAAACGCUUGUUGGGGAAGACACUCCUAGUGUUAACGGAAGCAAUUGUAAUGGCAAUCAGCAGGAUGAAAGAGAAAGAUCAAAAAAUUCAAAUUCUCCACAACUGACGACCGUUAGCAACGGUUGGGACAAUUCAUUGCACAAUUUAACGCAGCAAAAGAACAUUUAUUCCUAUCAAAACCCGUUGGGAGACGACGGGCUAGUUAUACUCAGGUCUGUGGUACAAGAAAGGCUGAAUCAGAUUAUCGAAGAAAACAAUAGAAAAGUUGAGAUGCUUGAGAAGGAGUUGCAUAUAACCAGGCAAAAUCUGAUAAAGCAGUCCCGUUCUAGAUGCAUCCAUUCUGACUGUGAUCGACAAGACGAUAAUGUAAGUACCUAUAGACUUUUAGAAUAUCAAGUGUUUCCUAUUGUUACAAAUGAUAAUUCCUUGGUUGAAUCUGUCUGCAGUACUAGCGAAGGUCAAGCUUCGGCUGCCGGCGAAUCCUUGAAGUCUGAUCUGUCUUGGGUGGCAGUGGAAGAAGGUUCAACCACCGAAUGCCCUCGAACGUUAUGGGUACCUGAUCAUGCUGUUAGCAGAUGUACAGGAUGUAGUACGGAAUUCUGGCUAGGAAGGAGGAGGCAUCAUUGUAGAACUCAUGUAAUGGCCCAUCUUAACACACAUAUCAGACACAUGACCAAACUUAUCUUAACAAACGGAUCAGAUUCAAAAACGAUGAAAAGCUCUUGUUUACCUUUAAAAGAAGAAUUCUACCAAACUACUAUUGAGGCGUUAAGCAGAACAAUGUCUGACGCAGACGAUGUAAUUUCGAAUUCUACACAGUUUAUGAAGAAAUAA
This is a messenger RNA of Diabrotica balteata, 2361 nucleotides long. NCBI's taxonomy places the organism in Eukaryota, Metazoa, Arthropoda, Insecta, Coleoptera, Chrysomelidae. The record is from the annotation of a GenBank genome assembly.